AUGUGGAUGAAGAUGACGGGGAGAGACAACGAGAGCUGCCUGCAGGCAUUCAUCUUGGUGGGCUUUUCCGAUCGUCCUCGACUAGAGAUGGUUCUCUUUGUGUUUAUCCUGGUCUUCUACAUCCUGACCCUGGUGGGCAACACUGCCAUCAUCCUCCUGUCGGUCUCAGAUGCCAGGCUCCACACACCCAUGUACUUCUUUCUUGGCAACCUGUCUUUCCUGGACCUCUGCUUCACAACCAGCAUUGUGCCCCAGCUGCUCUGGAACCUUUGGGGUCCAGACAAGACCAUCACCUACCACGGCUGUGAGGCCCAGCUGUACGUCUACAUGGUCCUGGGCUCCACGGAGUGUGUCCUCCUGGCCGUCAUGUCCUACGACCGCUACGUGGCUGUCUGCCGGCCGCUGCUAGUGGCCCACUGUCUGUGUGAGAUGCCUGCUCUCAUCGCCAUGUCCUGGGAGGACACCAUGCUGGUGGAGGCGUUUGCCUUUGCCUUGGGGGUUGCCCUUCUCCUGGUGCCCCUCUCUUUGAUCCUCCUCUCUUAUGGCUUGAUCGCUGCCUCCGUGCUCAGGAUCAAGUCAGCGUCGGGGCACAAGAAGGCCUUCAACACCUGCUCCUCUCACCUGGCGGUGGUCUCCCUCUUCUAUGGGACCAUCAUCUACAUGUACCUGCAGCCAGCCAGCAGCUACUCCAAAGACCAGGGCAAGUUCCUCACUCUCUUCUACACCAUCGUCACGCCCAGCGUCAACCCUCUCAUCUACACUCUGAGGAACAAGGACGUGAAGGGGGCCAUAAAGACACUCCUCCGCACCAGGGAGAGCGGAAAGGUGAUGAGACUAUGUGGACGUCAGCGUCUGCCUGAGACAAGCAUGUUCAGGGCAGGGAGGCACAGGAAGGCUGGCUGUAGUGGCCUCGUGCUGAGUGCAAUGUGA
Messenger RNA from Tupaia belangeri chinensis (Chinese tree shrew), 930 nucleotides. RefSeq names its product putative olfactory receptor 2W6. Gene Ontology annotation, cellular component: membrane. The record is from RefSeq and is a predicted model, not a curated record. Gene Ontology annotation, molecular function: G protein-coupled receptor activity. Gene Ontology annotation, biological process: G protein-coupled receptor signaling pathway. Lineage: Eukaryota; Metazoa; Chordata; Mammalia; Scandentia; Tupaiidae.